UUCUGCCGCCCGCGGGGCUGGGGCUCCCCUGCCCGCCCUCCCCGCGCCCACGCGGGUGUGUCCGCGCAGCCCCGCACAUGCGGCGGGGGCCGUGCCGCGCAUGCGCCGCGGGCCGGCGGGCGCGGAGCGGCGGGCGGGGGCCGGGCCCGUGACUCAGUGAAAAUGAAGAAUUUCUAUCUUUUUCUUGCUGUCCUGUUCAUCCCGUGGAGCUUUACUUUGGCAAAGUACGAUGAAUUCGAGGAUGGGGAUGACAUCAUGGAAUAUGAUGAUAACGACUUCGCCGAAUUUGAGGAUGUGAAUGAAGAUGCAGUCACAGAGUCUCCCCAGAGGAUCAUCACUACAGAAGAUGAUGAAGAAGAAGCCACUGUAGAGCUGGAAGGUCAGGAUGAGAAUCAGGAAGACUUUGAUGAUGCAGACACGCAGGAAGGUGACACUGAGAGUGAACCAUAUGAUGAUGAGGAGUUUGAAGGCUAUGAAGAGAAACCAGAUGCAUCUCAUAGCAAAAACAAAGACCCCAUAACGAUAGUUAACGUCCCUGCUCACCUUCAGAACAGCUGGGAGAGUUACUACAUGGAGAUCCUGAUGGUCACAGGGCUCCUGGCUUACAUCAUGAACUACAUCAUCGGCAAGAACAAAAACAACCGGCUGGCUCAUGCCUGGUUCAACACCCACAGGGAGCUGCUGGAAAGUAACUUUGCUCUUGUGGGGGAUGAUGGCACUAAUAAAGAAGCUACAAGCACUGGGAAGCUAAAUCAAGAAAAUGAACACAUAUAUAACCUGUGGUGCUCUGGGAGGGUGUGCUGUGAAGGAAUGCUCAUCCAGCUGAAGUUCCUCAAGAGGCAAGACCUGCUGAACGUGCUGGCGCGCAUGAUGAGGCCGGCGUCGGACCAAGUGCAAAUAAAAGUGACAAUGAACGAUGAGGACAUGGACACGUACGUGUUUGCUGUUGGAACCAGAAAAGCACUGGUGAGACUUCAGAAGGAGAUGCAGGACCUGAGCGAGUUCUGCAGUGAUAAACCCAAGUCUGGUGCAAAAUAUGGGCUUCCAGAUUCACUGGCCAUCUUGUCGGAGAUGGGAGAGGUCACGGAGGGAAUGAUGGACGCCAAGAUGAUACAUUUCCUCACACACUACGCCGACAAGAUCGAGUCCGUCCAAUUCUCGGACCAGUUCUCCGGUCCAAAACUUAUGCAAGAGGAGGGCCAGCUCACAAAACUGCCCGAAACUAAAAAGACACUUUUGUUUACAUUUAACGUGCCUGGUUCAGGCAACACUUCCCCAAAGGACAUGGAGUCUUUGCUGCCUCUGAUGAGCAUGGUCAUCUACUCCAUUGACAAAGCCAAGAAGUUCCGGCUGAACAGAGAAGGCAAACAGAAAGCUGACAAGAACAGGGCACGUGUGGAGGAGAACUUCCUGAAGCUGACCCACGUGCAGAGACAGGAGGCUGCCCAGUCCCGCCGCGAGGAGAAGAAACGGGCGGAGAAGGAGCGGAUCAUGAACGAGGAGGAUCCCGAGAAGCAGCGGCGGCUGGAGGAAGCUGCUCUGCGGCGGGAGCAGAAGAAGCUGGAGAAGAAGCAGAUGAAGAUGAAGCAAAUCAAAGUGAAAGCCAUGUGAGGAGGAGCCACCUGGGGAACUGUAAUUCACGGGUACCAAGAGCUCUGUAACUCCAUAAUCCUCUGCUUCUUUGAGCACUCGUAGCCAUUGAGAGAAAAGUCCUUGCAUUGGUGUUACUUAUUUAAGUAUUACAGCAACAUGCAGGUGUGUGUGGGAGAGCUUUGUCUCGGCACUCCUUAUUCCAGGGGGUAAAAAAGUUUUGCUAUUUGUCCGUUUAAAAAACAAACAAACAAACAAACAAAAAUUUGCGAUAUUCUUGAAUGCUCUUUUGUCAUUUGUUCUUUAAAAAAAAAAAAACCAGAAGGUUGUAAACCUGUCCAACGUGUGCCGGUAACAUAAUUCAUGCUUUGGUUUUAAAACUUUGGGGUUUGGUGAAGUGGGAGGGGAGAAUGGGGGGGGAAAAAACUUUAAAAGGGGAGGAAAACUGCACAAUAAACACUUACUGUGCAUUUAUUUGCAUCAAGGCACAAAACUUAGAGCCUUCCAUACACAGUAUGGAUUCUUCAGGGAUUUAAGCCCAGUAGAAGUGAUUUUUUUAUUUUCCUUUUUUUUGUACAAACAAGGGCCUGAAGCAGUACUGGGUCACCUGUGGGCAUGACUGGCUUAUGGAUAGAACACAGGGAUGGGCAGAACCGAGGGAGUGGAAUACAGGGAUAGUUUCCAGCCAGCUUUCCUUGGCUGUUUUCAGCUGUUCAGACACUUCUCUGCUCAGUGGUCACUGGAAGGCUUUGAAUCCAAAGGGGGAGAAGGAGGUGAAUGCCCCGUGCAGGCACUUUGCUGGGAGAGCUCUGCAUUUUAUAAAUGCUGCCUAUCCAGAAGGCAUUUUAAUCGUUGCUUGUGCCAGGCUUUGAACAGCUGUGUGGGGAAACAGUGUCUUGGCAUUUUCCUGUUCAAUACCUGGUGCAAACUUGGUUCUGAGGCAGUAAGAAAGAGCUGCUGUUGAAACAGCAACUGUUCAAACUUGUUCCACCAUGGGAUGCUUCACCCUGAUUGAAAUGCAAAUGUCUGUGACCUGAUACAUGCAAAUACAGUCAUUUUAUAAGGGUUGGUGAAAAUAUUUAAAACCAAAACUCAUGUAGAGUGUGUGGAAUUUUAGCACUAUUUAGCUUGAAAGAUUAAUUACAGUGUUGUUUCACAGAGUUCUCGGAAAGGAAUUAACUACUUUGUGCUCUUCUGAGUAAGUGGACAGCUCUCCUGAAGUCCCAUCCACUUGUGGGCCGUGGCAGCUAAUUUUGUAAUAUGAACAUUCAAAUGAACAAUCUAAAGAGUAAAAUAUAAUUGAAACACUGCA
Messenger RNA from Myiozetetes cayanensis, 2902 nucleotides. It is a transcript of the gene CCDC47, whose product is annotated as coiled-coil domain containing 47. Gene Ontology annotation, cellular component: endoplasmic reticulum. Gene Ontology annotation, biological process: endoplasmic reticulum calcium ion homeostasis. The record is from RefSeq and is a predicted model, not a curated record. The transcript is spliced from 13 exons. The coding region runs from base 163 to 1611 and encodes 482 amino acids. Gene Ontology annotation, molecular function: calcium ion binding. NCBI's taxonomy places the organism in Eukaryota, Metazoa, Chordata, Aves, Passeriformes, Tyrannidae.